Messenger RNA from Symsagittifera roscoffensis, 694 nucleotides. RefSeq lists its product as uncharacterized. Bases 164 to 652 code for a protein of 162 amino acids. The transcript has 3 exons. Lineage: Eukaryota; Metazoa; Xenacoelomorpha; Acoela; Convolutidae. The record is from RefSeq and is a predicted model, not a curated record.
UUAUGGUUUGCUUAUAACCUGAAACUUGCACUCUUUUUCCACAAAGACGCCUGGAUGACAUGAAACAACUUUUUUUUUCUAGGAAUGUGAAAUCAAAGAACAGCAAAGAAUUGCGGAUAAGAAGAAGCGGGAGGAGGAAAUCAUAGAGAAAAACAGCAGAAUUAUGGAAGAGACCUUUGCUCAGAAGAGAGACCGGAAGUCGUCUGUGUACUAUGUGAAACUACUGGACGCGCACGGAAGUCUAAAUCCAGAUGACAUUCUGGCAGCACAGCUACAUGCCAAUGACGGAGACAGUGAUGAAGAAGCGACCAGGAAUAAUGGCGAUAGUGAAACCACAAGCAGCGCCGGAAUAUCGAACAGCCCCUCACGAUACGAUCGCCUUUCAGACGAAGAGGAAGAAGAUGAAGCGGAGCGGGGGUCGAACCGCCGUCAAAGGCGACGCAAAACUGCCGACUUGAAACGCGAUGAAAAUGGAUUUUUACUCGGAGAAAAAAGGGAAGAUAGAAUUGAAAGACGAGAGCGAAGAGCGAGAAAAAAAGAGUGGAACCAAGCGUACAAUGCGAGAUAUGUUCGCACCGCAAAGCCGAGAAACUUCGAGAUUGAGUUGGGUGUACACCAGAUAUUCUCAUCUUCUAGGCUCGAGCGAAAAUGAUAUCUUUUUUUUUCUGCACGGUGGAACUCAAGGGACUCACAA